Messenger RNA from Acanthochromis polyacanthus (spiny chromis), 7301 nucleotides. It is a transcript of the gene oprd1a, whose product is annotated as opioid receptor, delta 1a. The record is from RefSeq and is a predicted model, not a curated record. NCBI's taxonomy places the organism in Eukaryota, Metazoa, Chordata, Actinopteri, Pomacentridae. The transcript is spliced from 3 exons. The coding region runs from base 315 to 1442 and encodes 375 amino acids. Gene Ontology annotation, cellular component: neuron projection; membrane. Gene Ontology annotation, molecular function: neuropeptide binding; G protein-coupled enkephalin receptor activity. Gene Ontology annotation, biological process: G protein-coupled opioid receptor signaling pathway; neuropeptide signaling pathway.
GUCGACGCACGGCUCGGAGGACUGCCGGGCUGUGAGGGGGGGUCUUGGAGAGUAUAAGAGGUGUGCACACAGCCAGAGCGCACAGACACGGCUGACCGCCGCAGCUGAGGGGCCACACUCUCCUCCUCCUCCAUUUGGAUAGAAAACUCUUUUACGCAGAGACUCUGUUUCUACACUCUACCCUGGAAACUCUUCCGAGCGUUUUGUCUCGACUUUCUGUGCCUCCGCUUUCCUCCCUCGCCUCACGUCAAACAAUUAGAUCCGUCCACACAACUGUUUGAGCAAGUUUUCAGCAUCGCGGACAGCGCCGCGGCAUGGAGCCCUACACGGUCGCCGGAGAGCGGCUCUCCCUGUCCGACCUUUACUCCGUGAUCCCCUUCAAUGUGACCUUCGAGACCGGCUUGGUGGACGACAGGCUGCAGAACUACACCGAGCAGCAGACUCCGGUGAGGAGCACCGGGGGCAUGAUCGUAGCCAUAUCCAUCACGGCGCUCUACUCCGUUAUCUGCGUGGUGGGACUUCUGGGCAACGUCCUCGUCAUGUACGGGGUUGUCAGGUACACUAAGAUGAAGACUGCCACAAACAUCUACAUCUUCAACUUGGCUCUUGCUGACGCCUUGGCCACCAGCACGCUGCCCUUCCAAAGCGCCAAAUACCUCAUGAACAACUGGCCGUUUGGGGAAGUCCUGUGCAAGCUCAUUAUUGCUAUCGACUACUACAACAUGUUCACAAGCAUCUUCACCCUGACAAUGAUGAGCGUGGAUCGCUACAUUGCCGUGUGCCACCCAGUCAAGGCGCUGGAGUUUCGGACACCUGUCAAGGCGAAGAUGAUCAAUGUGCUCAUCUGGGUCCUGUCCUCAGCAAUUGGCGUUCCCAUUAUGAUCAUGGCUGUGACCAAAGUGGCAGAAAAUGGUAAAACCACGUGCAUGCUGAAAUUCCCUGAGCCUGACUGGUACUGGGACACUGUGACUAAGAUCUGUGUCUUCAUCUUUGCUUUUGUGGUUCCUGUGAUGGUCAUCACCAUAUGUUAUGGCCUGAUGAUCCUGCGUCUGAGGAGCGUCCGUCUCCUCUCUGGUUCUAAGGAGAAAGACCGCAACAUGCGCCGCAUCACCCGUAUGGUCCUGGUAGUGGUGGCAGCCUUCAUCAUCUGCUGGACCCCCAUUCACAUAUUUAUCAUCGUGAAAACCAUGGUGGCGAUCGACACCAGGAAUCCCUUUGUGAUAGCUAGCUGGCACCUGUGCAUCGCUUUGGGCUACACCAACAGCAGCCUCAACCCUGUCCUCUAUGCAUUUUUGGAUGAAAAUUUCAAGCGAUGCUUCAGGGAUUUCUGCCUCCCCUGUCGGACCCGUGUGGAGCAGAACAGUCUGACGAGUGGCCGAAACACCGCCAGGGAGCCGGUGUCCGUGUGCGCUCCAGCAGAAGCAGGGAAGAAGCCGGCAUGACUAGGCAUGGACUGGGUCCCCCACAGCUCUCGCUCGAGGAGGAUUCAACAAGAUCUGCAAUCAGAGGUCACCCAGAUCUCCACAACAGAGUUUUAAGAGAUCUUUGCAGGAAACAAUUUGACAGAAUCCUGUUGCUUAUUCUCUCCAAUUUGGCUGACACACUGGGCAUUCAAAGGAAAAGCUCAAGCUGAUGGAUAACAAGUUUCACUCUAAUCUUACUUUUGUUUUAAAGUUUUUUCCUCUGAAGUUUUUUCUCACAGAAAAUGUGAUGCCUUACAAAGGCAGACUGAUAAUGAUGGCCCAAAGUGGAUAUCCAAAUGUAAAGGCAAGAAUUCGAAGCCGAACUUCCCCGCCUCAUGAUUCAGAGUUUGAGAGUAGAGGACAUUUUGAUGAUGCAAGAAAAGACAAAAAACGCCUGCAGGUUUCUGACUUAUCAAGUAAAGAAUGCAUUGUUCAAACGCCACACAUCAUGGUUAUGGAAUAGAACAGAAGACAAAAGUUUCAAACAAUGGCCUUUUUGAUUCAAACAUUGUCACUUCAUCAAAGAAAUACUUGCAGAAACAGAUGAGAUUUACGUGAGUUUUUUGGGGGUGAUUAAAAUCUGCAUCAGAGAGAAAAAGUUCUUCACUUUUAACAUCAACAGAAAAUAAAUGAGCCUUACAGAACAGAACCACUCAACUGAUACCCACCGACAGCUGGAUGAUGAAUUGCCGCAUAGUUUGUUGCACAACACGGUCACCCUUCUCUACACAGUCUUGUUUGAUUUUCUGUAUGAUUCAGUAAACUUUUCAGGAGUCUUUUUUUUUGUCAGUUUUUAUGCAAAAGGAGACACUUGCCGCUAGUUUUCUCCAUGUAGACCAAUAUACAGUUCUGCCACCAUCAGCUAUGUUGAAAGCGGAAUUUGGUACUCUGUGUUCCCUGGAUUUAACCAAGCCUGCCAUAAAGGACAAGAACUCAUAACCAAGUCUGGCUUUUGUGACUUCUUGCUCAGAUAGAACAAUCACGAAUAGCUUCAAACCACUGAUGCUUGGAUUUCUGUGGGCUUCUUUUCUGCUGCCCUACUUGACUUUCAUGGGUGUUGCCAAUCUUGCACAAAGCCUCUGACCAGAAUCACUGAAGAAUGAUAAACCUGCCACUGCAAAACACUGUUGGCAACCGCAACACUUCACUCACCUUAUUGCUAUAUUGAUUGAACCAGAUAUAAAGUAAAGGAAAAAGGCGCAAGUUGGACUGAGAGCAGCUGCGUCAUGAUCCCGAAAGAGACGCCUGUCCUGAUGUCAACAAACGACUCCAAGGAGAUUAUUGAUCUACAUUUUAAAUUAGAAAAAUGUCUGUCAUCUGUCACAUUGAAUAUCUGUGACGCAGAAACUGAAUGACAUUAACCAGCACAGUAAAUCAUGCGGGGUAAUUUAUGUCAAAUUGGAGACAUCAAUCAAUGGAUACCAUAAAGUUAAUGACCAUUUCAUCCUUGCAUACCAGAGGAGGUAUGUCAGAGGUAACAGUAAUAAUAUUAAUCCUGAUUUUAUUGGAAUUUGCUCCCAUGUUGAAAGAUCUUCAAGGGCAAAUGUAGUAUAUGUUGACAUUUAAAAUGGAAGAAUAUUGCAUACAUUUGAUUGGUGUUAAAACGUGAAGUUGGCUUUAUGACAAAUGAGGUUAAUUCAAAACUGACAGAACACAUGGUAGCCAGGUAUUAAUCAUAGAGGGUAAAAAAAUAGGAAAGGAAAAAAAAUCAACAAAUGUGAAUUUGUAGAUAAUUUAAAGCUUUUGCAUUUGAACACAUUUGGCUUCAGCCACAGUUUAAAUGAUCAUGAGGUGUGCCUGUGAUUCUGUACGCUUUCUUUCCACUUUUGAUCUUGAUAUUUCAUCACCAUGCUUUUGAUUCAUGUGUCUCUAAAUGAAAAGGAGCACAGCAAAAAGGGUGUAAAGACAAUAGUCCAAUGCUUGGAAAUGAAUUUCUACUGUUUACAGAUUUAGCAGUUGCCUAAGGGUUAACUGUAGAUUUCCCCACAGAGACUGAGAGAGACAUUAAAAAUUGACUAUUCUAUGUGCAGCAGGAGAUGGACAUUUUUGCUGUGUGAUCCAUUCCUGCAUAUUUUCUUACAAUGAGUGUUGAUUUAAAGUGUCGUGUACUGUAUAUACCUGCUCUGCUUAGCUUUGACCAAGUGCUGCGUCUGUUGGGUGUGCAGAAUGUUUCUCAGCUGCCAUUAUUUUUGCAAAAUGAAGUUUAAUGAAGGCAGAAUGUACAGAAUUAGUUUUCCAAAAAACAGAGUGACAUCCGUGUGCAAGUUAUUAUAUUUUGACAGUUACAAUACAUUGAUAUCUUAAAAUUGGGGUAAUGAAUCAUGUGAAUUCUGGGCAUGAUUAAAAGUAAAAUGUACACUACUGUUCAAAAGUUUGGGGCCACCCUGGCAAUUUUAUGUUUUCCAUUAAACCGAAUGAGUCUUUCAGCAUGAUUAGCUAGCACAAUGUAGCAUUAGACCACAGGAGUGAUGGUUGCUGGAAAUGUUCCUCUGUACCCCUUUGUAGAUCUUCUAUUAAAAGUCAGCUGUUUCCAGUGAGGAUAGUCAUUUACCACAUAAACAAUGUGUAGACUGCAUUUCUGAUUAAUUCAAUGUUAUUUUCAUUGAAAAAAAAGUCAUUUGUUUUAAAAUAAGGGCAUUUCUAAGUGACCCCAAGCUUUGGAAUGGUAGUAUGUGUGUCAUUUUAUCACAUAUGAACGACUGACUAAAGUUUUUUUUCUUCACAUUGUACAGUUGUAUUCUUUUAGAGGCAGUGAGUUUCUAUACGUAGGUAGAUAUACUGCAAAAAGCCCAUUGCCCUUUUGUCUAUGUGACCGAGUCUAAAAGGAACAGUCGGCCACCUCAUCACACAAUGUGACAGUGAUAAAGUAAGAGUAAUCAAGCGUAACCGAUCAAUUCUGGUCAUCUAAUGUUGCCUUAUUGGUUGUGGGGAUUACGAGCUUUACUGAAAACCAUUUGGAUCCCUGGGGAUCACAGCUCUCAACUCUGUCUGCUGCAGCUCCCUGUUGUCCUCUGACCUUCACUUCACUACCUUCACACCCAAAAGUUAUCAAAGAAGCGGUGCAGUAAAAAUGUUUCUCAGACUCCCUUAAAUGUGUGUUUUCCUCAGCAGCUUGCAAAAUAAAUUGCAAUUUGUGAAGCAAUCAGGCAGUACUCCAUUAAAAAUAAUUACCAAAUGGCCACUGUAAUGAGCUUUAAGUAGUUUAGAUAAACGGCAAAAAUGAAAAUCAAAAUGAAAUAGCUGACCAAAAGACAUCAAAUUUGCUCACACCAAAUUAAUGAGAUGUUGUUAAUUUCCUAAUCAGGAUCAAAGAACCGUAAAUAAUUUGCUGACUAAACAGCAAACAAAAGGCAAAUCUGCUGUAGAACCAGCGACCGUUAGGAUGGUAGAACCUGAAAAACUGAAAUCCAACAGAACCCCCUCCUGAGAUAAAUAUUGUCUCAGUCUCUGUGCACUUUGAUGUGUCCAAAGACCACACUCAGGACCAGAAUGAUAGUCUUUCAUCUAUGAUGCUAUGAAUUGUACAAACAGGGAUAAUGGCAUACAUUUUCAGGCAGGCUUUCCUUGAGGCAUUUGUGGUGUUGCGCUUGGUUAACACAAAAAAUGAAACAAGUGGUGGUGUUAGCAUAAAAAAAUAGCUUCAGUCGCAACAGAGGGUGGGCUAACUGUGAUUUUGUUGGUUUUGGGAAGUGUGAAGUUGUCAAUUUCAAACUGUCAUUGCAACAUCUGUAAGAAGGGCGAUCCAACAAACGCUUCAUUUGAAGCAUACUAAGACCUUUACUCAUGUAGCUGCAAAGCAUGUUACUUUGACACAUGGUAGGUUUCGGUUCACAGUGGAUUCAUUUCAACAAAGCUAUGAUCCUGCCCUCACCAAGCCUAUACAGAUCUGAAGAACAGCCAACACUGUCUCUACAGAAUGACAUUCCUAUACAUCUAAAGUGCAUUCUCAAAUACAUUUUUGAGCAGAAAUGUAAUUUGUCAUCUGUGACCUCAUAGGAAGGACAGCCAGUUUGAAAGGACUAAAUGUGCAGCAGGAUGUAGAAUGAGAAGAUAGACUGUCAGCCAGAAGAUCAAGGUUCAUGUACUGUGAUGGAUGAAAGGCCAUCAGUCUCAUGCUAAGGUUUUGUUCUCUGCCGUGUUUUAUGUUUGGUUUUUACUAUCUUUCUGCUUAGGUUGAGAAAAAUAACAGGCUUUUUCACACAUUCUUACAAGCUUGGUUAAGGAAAAUUACUUGGUUAGGGUUUAUCAUGGUUGGGAUUAAAAUCUGAUCUUUUCUUUAUGAGUUUGAAGCAGUCUGGGUCCCGUCCCAUCUGAUGCAUGAUUUGUUGGCUGAAAAAGAGUGACAACAAAGCAAAACAACUAGACUGAUUAGACGCAGGCCAGUGGUACAGACGCACACUACCGUUCAGAAGUUUGGGAUCACCCAGACAAUUUCAUGCUUUCCAUAAAAACUCAUAGUUUUAUUCAUGUGCUAACAUAACUGCACAAGGGUUUCUAAUCAUCAAUCAGCCUUUCAACACCAUUAGCUAACACAAUGUAGCAUUAGAACACAGGAGUGAUGGUUGCUGGAAAUGUUCCUCUGUGCACCUAUGUAUAGAUAUUCCAUUAAACAUCAGUUGUUUUCAGCUAGAGUAGUCAUUUAUCAAAUUAACAAUGUCUAGACUGUAUUUCUGAUUAAUGUAAUGUUAUCUUCAUUUUUUUUUAAACUGCUUUUCUUUCAAAAAUAAAGACAUUUCAAAGCGAUCCCAAACUUUGAACGAUAGUGUAACUAUGUGGAGACUGGGUUGUAACAGUAGUGGCAGUUCAGAAAACAGCUACAAGUCAUUUUUUGCAACAGAAGGAAGACAUACAGAAAAGACAUUUUUACAUACGGAACAUCUGACAACAACCCAGUGAAUCAUCUUAGCAACUGAGGUGCCUUAAUGUGGUGUCAGUUUUAUGGGGAAGUAGAGGUAGCAUUAUAAAUGAGGCAUUCAGAGCAGACUGAGGGGGUAUUUCUACAUGUUCACCAACUUUUUGUUGUCUAACAUCAACUUCUGACUGGAUUGACAAGAAAUCACAAAAACAGGACCUGUCGUCCUAGAUUGUCUUUGUAUGACACAGGAAGUGUUUCCUUUAUGAAAACAUUUCUACCACUAGGCUGAUGAUUCGUCAGUACCAGUGUUUGGAUAUGAGUCAGAUCUAUCACUUUACGUGAAGGGCUUGGAAACACAUUUUGUUUUUGUUUAUUACCUGAUGAAUAUUUGCUGACAUCAUCCAUCAGUGUGAUCCUUGAAAUCCAGAUUUGUUUGUUCCGUUUAUUAACAGUUUCUAAAGACUGCAGCACAUGGGACAGGGAAGGAUGGGGAAACCUUUUAAAGCAUGUUAAGAUGGAGUGACACAGGCUGAGCAGAAUUUCUAGUGUUUGUCAGAAAAUGCUACCAAAAAAGUCAAUUUUAGCUGAUGGCUCCUUUAAUCUUCUUUUCUUUUCCUUUUUUUGUACACUUGUAACCUACAAUGCAUUAGUAUCGUUCACUAUUUUCUCAUUUUUCUAUUCGGUAUACAACUGCUUAACACUGUAAACAGAAUACUGAAAAGUCUGUGUGAAUAGAAAUAAUUGUACAUUUGUGCAAGAUGCUAAUUUGUUGUAUUUCCACUGACUGCAGUGCAGUGUGUGAGGCAAUUGUGCUGACCAUAGUUGGUUCUCUUCCAGUUCUUUUGCAGUGUUAACAUAUAGUUUCUUAGCUUCUUCUGGUGCAAAUGUUGUAUGAAACAUUUCUAAUACAGCAGCUGUGUUUCAAGCAUAACUUUAACUGUCGGCAAAAAUAAAGAAAAGAAAAUGAAGCUGAGAGAAAACUG